This is a messenger RNA of Oryzias melastigma (Indian medaka), 4126 nucleotides long. It is a transcript of the gene lonrf2, whose product is annotated as LON peptidase N-terminal domain and ring finger 2. Bases 931 to 3249 code for a protein of 772 amino acids. Gene Ontology annotation, molecular function: protein binding. The record is from RefSeq and is a predicted model, not a curated record. The transcript is spliced from 12 exons. Lineage: Eukaryota; Metazoa; Chordata; Actinopteri; Beloniformes; Adrianichthyidae.
AUCGCUGGUCACGUGUCACGUUGCGCUUGCUUCGGAGAACUGUAUAUGAAAUCCAAAGACGGUUUAGCUGCCAGAGCUAGCAAUUAAGAUGUUUUUACUCGGUAGAAACUUUAUUUUUUCGUGGGAUUUCGGUGUCGCGAGGGACAAACCAUGAGACCCGGGUUUGUUCGGAGACUAGAAGAGGAGGAUAUUCGGUCCAAACCGAUAUUUUUUCUGAGUUCGGCGGGCGGCAAAGGAGCAAUCGGGGUUAGCUAACAAGCGUUAGCCGUACUGGCUUCCAGAGGACUCUUAUAUAAAAACAACCGGGGAUCAGCGCCAAACCCACGGAGCUCGUUGGUCUGUAGCGAAAAUGUUAUCGAGAUUAUUAUUAUAAUUUUAUUAUUUUUCGAUUUUCUCAUCUUCCUGUCUUUUGAGAUUAGUUUGUACCGUAACUAUAAUAAUGUUACGAUUUACCAAAUGGCAAAAGAGCUUCCUACUCGAUGAACCAGGAGGACAUAACUAAUUGAUUCAACAAAAUCAUCAGUAUAACUUUCUCUGUGGAUUGAAUAUCAUUGCUCUGGAGAAAAUGGAGACAGUUUUACGAUGCAUAAGUGACUUCAAGCCUCUAAAUACAUGAAACCCGUAGCUCUGCUUUUAUUUUAUGAUACAUCGUCGGUUAGCUUGUUUACUUCGCUAGCUUUUCUUUUGGGCUGUCACGUAACAGCAAAUGUUAUAAAAGGUUCUGCCAGGAUCGUGCAGAUCGGAAAUGACCCUAACCUACUUCCACUGUCCAGGACAUAUUGGCAGCUCUAGCCUGACAUUUAUUAACAAACAUGGCAAUAAGAAGACCAUAAUUUCUGAUUGUGGAGAACUUUGUCUGAUUUUUUUCAGACUAUCCGUGACUGCAAAUAUAUCUAAUUUUUGAUCGUUUGGUUGCGCCGUUUUAAGAAGAUGGAGACAGGAGUUGAAUCCCACCACAGCGAGCAGUUCCUCCACCCGCUGUCCCACCCCGGGGCUGCGGGGAUCUGCCCCGAAAUGCUGGAGGUGGCAGAGGAGGCUAACCGUGCGGGGGACUACGACCUAGCCGUGGAGAUCUACAGCUCCCAACUCUCGGAUCUCCAGCAACCAGAUCGGGGCUUGUGCCUGAGGAAGGCCGACUCUCUAGCACGCGCUGGGCGGAUAUCCGAGGCGCUGGACUCCUACUGCAUAGCGGCCAAUCAGAGCAAACUGCACCCCGAGGAGCUUCAACUUCUGGUGGAAACAAUAACACGGACUCUGCGGGACAAAGAGCUGGGUCUCCCCGUGACAUUAAACGGUAAAACCGGCUCAGGAGGCGAUGGGGUUCCGGAUGACGGAGACUGCGAGGAUGAUGAACCCCUGGAUCUGUUUUCGUGUCGCAUCUGCAAGUGUUUGCUCCACGAGCCCACAACAGUGGAGUGUGGGCACACUUUCUGCAAACGCUGCUUGGAGGAGGACUCCGUCAGGGACUGUAAACAGUGCAAGCACGCGCUGAGCAAAAGCGACGGGCGCAGAAUCAACGUGGUCCUCAGCGGCCUGGUGGACAAACUUUUUGCAACGGAAAGCAAAGCCAGGAGGUUCUGGAUUGAGGGGGAGAUUUUGUGGAAAAAGCAGAACCAAGCGGAGGCCUUGGAGAAGUACAAUGCAGCAGUGGAUCAAGUGCCCUCUUUAGGCCGGCUUAUGUGUGAACGAGCCGAACUGCACAUGGAGAUGAGGAACUUUGCUCAGGCAGCGCAGGAUGCCAACACGCUCUGCAGGUUGAAACCUCUGUGGACAAAGGCUCACUCCCUGAAGGCCGCGGCCCUGAGUAAAGCCGGACGAAAUGACGAGGCUUUGCAGGAGUACCUGCUGUGUGUGGCGCUGAAGCCCGGCUGGACCAAAAUGAAACUGGAGGCUCAAAAGGUCCUCAGUGAGGUCUUCUCCUCCGUGUUUGAGAACGAGGAGUUGACAACCCCAUUGCACCCUCUUCAGGGAGGCCUGGCCUCCAGGCUCAUCAAACCCCCUGCAUUGCUCAGGUCCCUGAGGCCGCUGACGCAGAAAGCUGGCUCCUCCUCACAGGAACCAGAGUUCAGCGUGUUCAAAAGUGUUCCAGUGGAUGACUUGUCCUCCAGAGCUUCUCCUCUGUCUCCUGGUAAAUCGGAUCCGGGUGCAGGAGAAGGCAGCUCCAAGAGUCUGGCUAACGUUUUAGCUGCCUUACCGGCUCCCCCUGGUGGCCUUAAGAGGAAACACAGCACUGAAGACCCUUUAGCAAACUUCAACCCUCCCUCCAAACUUCCUAGACCUGAUGAAUCAUGCACUAUUCAGUCAGCUGCAGUAGCUGGAGGAAGGGUUGUUGCCACAGAGCUGUUGGACAGUGGAGAUAUGGAGUGCUCCCUUUGUAUGAGAUUGUUCUAUGAACCCGUGACCACCCCCUGUGGACACACCUUCUGCCUCAAAUGUUUGGAGCGCUGCCUGGACCACAACUCUAACUGCCCUCUGUGCAAAGAAAAUCUAGCUGAGUAUCUUGCAGCUAGAGGUUAUAAUAAGACCUUUCUGAUGGAGGAAGUCCUGCAGCGUUACCUUGGAGACGAAUUGGUGGAGAGGAGAAAAAUCCAUGAAGAGGAAAUGAAGGAGCUGUCCAAUUUGAAUCAGGAAGUGCCCAUCUUUGUGUGCACAAUGGCAUUCCCGACCAUCCCAUGUCCACUGCACGUAUUUGAACCGCGCUACCGCCUUAUGAUCCGCCGCUCCAUGGAGACGGGAACCAAACAGUUCGGGAUGUGCAUAGCCGAUGAGCUGAAAGGCUUUGCUGACCAUGGCUGCAUGCUGCAGGUACGAGAUGUGAAGUUCUUUCCCGAUGGGCGCUCUGUGGUCGACACUAUCGGCAUAUCACGGUUUAAGGUUCUCAGCCACGGCCAAAGAGACGGCUACCACACCGCAAAGAUAGAGUACCUGGAGGACAAGAAGGUUAAUGGGGAGGAGCUGACAGACCUGCUGAAGCUGCACGACUCUGUUUACGAGCAGGCCAGUAACUGGUUCACCUCACUGAAAGACAACAUGAAGAGUCAGAUCCUCAGCCACUUUGGACAUCUACCCAGCAAGGACUUAGACCCACAGGCCAGUCCCAGCGGUCCCGCCUGGUGCUGGUGGCUGCUGGCCGUCCUGCCGCUGGAGAACAGAGCCCAGCUCACCAUCUUAGCCAUGACGUCGUUCAAAGACCGCCUCAUUGCAAUCCGACGGGUCCUCAUCUUCGUUACUCGCAAGAGGCCGCGGUGAUCCAGCAUCUACCCUGGUGGAAUUAGGGGUGGGGGGGAGGUGCUGGGGCAUUUUUAUGCAUUUCAGAAAUGUAUGGUUUCCUUCUUUCACUGUAGUACCAAUAGGCACUAAUUAAUGCUGGCGUGUUGGCGUUGUUUCACUCCUUUGCUCCGGUGUCUCUCACAUUGUGAUAUGUAGCCUUCUUUGGGAUGUUUCUGUUGGUGGCGGUCGGGAAGGAGGACAUUCCUGCCGCCUCCACAGCCCAACAGUUUUCAGUCAAAGUUCACGUCUUUGUUUCCGGCUGAGUUAAGGCGAGGACAGUUCACACUUUUGGGAGAUUUACCUCCCUUUAUAUUGAAGGAAUGGGCGCUUUCUCACAACAAACCAACUCAUUUAUUGAAAAAUACACAAGUGAAUGUACCGAUCUGUAUGUGGAUUUAUUCCCACCCUCGCCCCGUCCUGCCUUACCACACUUACAGAAACAGUUUUGGAGCAUCAGAAUGGAUCCUGCACCAGCAACCCUCACCUCCCUCGGUUAGAGAAAUACCUCAGACUUUUCUGUGAGGAAGCACAGAGAGUCCCGGCCAUCACCGCGUCCGAGCAAACGUUCUCCACUACAAACCACAGACUCCCCAUCGGAAGAACAAGCGCAUCUCCUGGAGAACUUGCUGAGAGAAGAUCAAAGAAAGCGUUGAGAUUCUGAGCAGGAAGACGCACAACUUAAACUCGGAAGGAAUAUGCAGACAGAAAAGCCUCUUCCUUCCUUCUGCUGACCUGGAACUCUCGAUUGUAGCAUAUCUUUAUAAUGAAUACGGCUGUAGUGGUAGAAGUGUGUAUAUUUCUAUGUUUGUCUCUCUGCUUUACCAUAAUCUGUACCAUUAAAUCUCCAUUUGACUUA